Eublepharis macularius is the source of this 1284-nucleotide messenger RNA. RefSeq lists its product as uncharacterized. NCBI's taxonomy places the organism in Eukaryota, Metazoa, Chordata, Lepidosauria, Squamata, Eublepharidae. The coding region runs from base 1 to 1284 and encodes 427 amino acids. The transcript has 2 exons. The record is from RefSeq and is a predicted model, not a curated record.
AUGAUAGCGGCGGCAAAACUGGUUCUGCACCUCAUCCAGAGCACAAUGAACAUUUACUGGGCCUAUCUCAGGCAUGCCUCCAGACGGCGCAGAACUUAUUUCAUGUUCCUGGACAGUCUCCGGCAGAGACAAAAACGGAAUGACCGGCGCAGAUUUCAACGAAGGCAGCGGCUCAGACUGAGGUGGUACACCUUGGCACAGCAACAUCAGUCCAGGGCUUACUGGGUCUUCCCCAGAAGUUGGGACUGGUGGGACAAGAUUGUCCUUGACAACUGGGAAGACCACCAUUGGAUUGAAGGAUUUCGCAUGUCCCGUUCCACGUUCCAUGAGAUUGUCGAUGUUCUCCGACCUCGUCUGCAGCGUCAAGAGACCACUAUGCGCAGCCCUGUUCCAGUGGAGAAGCGACUCGCCGUGGCACUAUGGUAUCUUGCGAAUGGGAUAGCCUACCGACUGGUACGUGACCAGUUCGGCCUCGGACUCUCCACAAUCGGCACAAUAGUGUUGGAGGUGUGCUAUGCCUUGGAGUUGGAGAUGCUAUCCAGAGCAGUUUCCCUGGGUGGAGAAGUGGGACAGAUAAUGGAUGGCUUUGCUGCCAUGGGUUUUCCACACUGCGUGGGCGCAGUCGAUGGCUCACACAUCCCAAUAUGUACCCCUGGAGGCAGAUCCGAGGAGUAUGUCAAUAGGAAAAAAUUCUCGUCAAUACUGCUUCAGGGGACCGUGGAUCAUCGUGGGCGCUUUGUGGAUGUCGAGAUAGGGUGGAGUGGACGCAACCACGAUGCCUUUGUCUUCAGAAAUUCACAUCUAUGUGCAGCAAUGGAUGCGGGAGCAUUCAUUCCUGGAAACCCCACUUUGAAUUUGCAAGGCAUCUCUGUUCCACCAAUUAUUAUUUCCGACGGAGCAUACCCGCUUCGAAGGUGGCUCAUGAAACCUUAUGGGACUUCCGCAGGUUCAGCAGCGCACCGACAUUUUGACAAAGUGCUAUGCCGAGCUAGAAACACGGUGGAACGCUGUUUUGGCCGUUUGAAAUCGAGAUGGAGGUGUCUGGCAGCACGUUUAAACUGCAGAGAAGAAAAUGUGGUGACUGUGGUGUCAGCGUGCGUUAUACUGCACAACAUCUGUGAGGCCAGAGGACACCCAGUUUCAUGUGAAAACGGUGAUCUAAGACAUGUUCCAGUGCCACAGGAGGAGGAGGAAGGACUGGAGAAUGACCGUGAUCAUCUCGAAGAGGGGAAGGCGGUCAGAGAUGCUCUUGCAGAAUUCAUGUAUGUCAACGCAAGGCAAUGA